Dermacentor silvarum is the source of this 7119-nucleotide messenger RNA. Its product is annotated as TNF receptor-associated factor 5-like. Gene Ontology annotation, cellular component: cytoplasmic side of plasma membrane; plasma membrane signaling receptor complex. The record is from RefSeq and is a predicted model, not a curated record. NCBI's taxonomy places the organism in Eukaryota, Metazoa, Arthropoda, Arachnida, Ixodida, Ixodidae. The transcript has 11 exons. Gene Ontology annotation, biological process: protein K63-linked ubiquitination; regulation of canonical NF-kappaB signal transduction; positive regulation of JNK cascade. The coding region runs from base 33 to 1199 and encodes 388 amino acids. Gene Ontology annotation, molecular function: tumor necrosis factor receptor binding; ubiquitin protein ligase binding; zinc ion binding.
CGGAGUAGAAGGAGGAGGCGGAGGAGGCGGGUAUGUCGCAGACGGUGCUCCGGGGAUUCCCGGGCCUGCCGUGCGAGGUGCGGCUCGAGUUCCAGCUGCCGCUGCCUCGCAACCUGGCGUGCACCCUGUGUCGCGCCGUGUGCCCGGUCAUCUACCGCGCCGGCUGCUGCCACGCCUUCUGCGAGCGAUGCAAGCAGGAGCUCAUGCGCUCCAGGCCCGUGCUCCUAUGCCCCGUCGACGGAAACGAGACCUGGACCGAGAAGAUUGUUCCGGAUGACACUGUGUGGAAUUCAUUGAAGGACUUCACGGUGCUGUGCUCACAGAGCCUCCACGGCUGCAGGUUCAGCGAUAGUGUUGCGGCAUUCAAGAACCACAUCCGCGACUGCCCAUACAUGAAGAAGCGGUGUCCGCUAUGUGAGGAGGAUGUGUUGUCCAAGGACCUGUUCAGCCACCUGGGCAGUGUGUGUGCCAAGAGGCCGCUCGCAUGCGACCACUGUGGCCUCAACUUCCACAAAGAGCUGCUCAAUGACCACAAGGCGAACUGUCCAGAAAAGCUCGUGAUCUGCGAGUACUGCGGUGCUGAUGGCUUGCUGCUGGGUGAGAUGCCAAUGCACUAUGAAGAAUGUGAGCUGAAGCCAUGGUGUUGCACAAUGAAGGACUACGGAUGCACGUUUGAGGGCCCCAGAAAAAGUCUAUUGGAGCACCUGACUUUUGAGGAUCAUAUCCACAUCAUCGUGACCCACUUCAAGGAGCUUUCUGUGGUUAAUAAGGAACAGCAAGACGAGAUUGGACAUCUAAACGUGCAGCUAGAUGCACUCACGAAGGCUGUGAAGGAAGGGAAUCGGAGAGUGUCUACAACACUUCAAACCAUAAGCAGAGCACUGCAUGCACAGCAAGAAGAAAACCGCAAGCUAAAGGCAAAGCUGGACGACCUGUCAAGGAUGAUAGAGCAAAAGACGAUCCACCCGAUACCGAGUUCAAAGAUGGAUGGUACUACGACGACGCACCAUAGGAUUCCUGGGGACGGAACUAUCGAGAGGGUCACGUACCCACGCUUCGUCGAGGCUGGGCUCGUCUCACGUCCAGUCAGCGCCCGAGGCACCUCUUCUUCUUCAGCGGCGGCCACAGCAGGCAUUCCAACCGUGAGCAUGAUGGCCCCGUCGUCCACCAGGGUGGGUCGGCAACACCAAAGCACCUGACAGACGCCCGGUGGUGGAGCGCAGGCCUCGCAGGCACACCAGCACCAACACCUCCACCACCAUCACCACCACCAGCACGGCCUACACCAGCACCACCAACACCAACACCCGUCGUCUCAGGGUGGUGCAGGACCUUCGGGAGUUUGAGACGCGGAGAAGGCCGCUCGCGUCCCUUCUUCAGCCCACGAUGCUCAUGCAAACAAAGGAUGACGGACAGGAGACGAGCAGUGAUUCGAACUAUGUGCGUGCGUGUGUGUCAUUGUCGUCGUUGCCUCCUUGUGGUUCUGGCGCCUCCAAAAGGGAGACUCGUCUUCGAGUUGAGCAGGUGACAUGGUUGGUGUGGUUUCACCACAAAGGGUGCCACCCUCCCAUGGUGGUAAUGUUCAGUGAUUGUUUGCUUGGGCUAUGCGUUCGAGUUUGUUACGUUAGUUGUUUUCACCAGCUUUGCAGCAAACCCUUGUGGUUAACUGCCGGGCUUUCCCACGCUGAUAGCGGAAAAGCUUGGGCUCUUAUAAACUAACAAAACAUUUUGUUUUGACACCUAGAAGUCUCGCCAACAAGCCAGCCUCACAUGCAUUUAGGUUGGGCUAGUUUGUAAAAUUACAUGGUUCCUCAUAGCAUGGGUAGGGACUGAGACAUAAGGAAAUAACAAACACAACCAGUACUUAAAAAUUUAAUUGCGAAGUAGGUGACGUGUGAGCAGACCCAAAACAGGUUGCUUUCACAUUAUUUCGCGUAUUUGAUUUUUUUAUGCAGCUGAAAGCUUUUGAGCAUAUUGGUUUGCUUUUUGUCCUCAUUUAAGGUUAGGAUAUCAUAACGCCAUUUGUUGUGUGGACAAAUGAGCAUGUAAAGUGAUUGUAUACAUGGUCAUGUUUGGCUUGAUUUUAUAGGGUAAGCUAAUCACCCAUUUAAACAAGCUUGGAAUAACUCUCAAUUAUGAACGAAAUUGAACAAACUAUGACAAAAGUCACUGCUGCAUACAGAAAUUCGUCUAUUGAGGUUUACAGUGUAGGCUGUUGAUUCUUAUUUUUCCCCGAGCUCAAGGUGACAACUCUUCACUUACCGAUCACAUAGCAGUCACAUAAACUAUGGGACAGUGUGACUUGCUGUGAAAAAGUAUAAUGUCCCUGCAUUGUGUGCAUUCUGAAAGCCUCGACUGAUGUUUAUGCGAAAAAGACAAGGCUCCUUCAUUUCCUGUGUUGCUUUGAUGGCGUCAACUAUAGAAUACUAUUUCGUUCACAAAGCACUCAUCUAGGGAUCUCUAGGGAGAAAUGGUGUUAGGAUUUGUUUGACAAUGCGACAUAUGAUGCUUUGGCAAAAAUUGUCUGUACACUUGGGUAAGGGUGGAUGUUGGUGAGCUUGUAAUUAUGGCUAGUGGCAGUUCAAAUAAUUGUAUUGAGGUACUGAUUGUUAUGUGGUCUCAAGCUGUAAGCCGUUGUGUGAGUACAGCACAUCGUUAGCAGGACAUGGUGUUGUUGGUACCUUAAUCUUCAAGCAGGACAUGGUGUCGCUUGCUUUGGUUUGCUAUUUAUUUGUGCCCAAACACUGCCUCAAAAUGCAAUGAAACUGCCCUUGCUCGCUGAUGCUUACAACUGCUUACGUAAUGGUAAAGCUGUUACAAAAACAGUUGCAUCUUACAGUAGCUACAGUACGUCCACACAACACGCUAAUUCAGUAGUAGUUAUGCUGGCUUACUUUAAACUUAUGUGUUUAUAAAAUCUCACUUUUGAACCUUAUGCUACAUGCAAAGCUUGUUUCUUUAAGAAAAAAUUAUACUUGAACACUCUUUUUAUGUGCAGUUAGACUCAUGAAUUUUUGUUUGUGAGAUGUGCUUUUAACCUAAUUUAGCAAGUACAACAAAUCGCACUGACACUCUUAGUGCGAGCGUUUAACUUAUGUUCCAUUUGAGGACAUGCGCAUAAAGACUUUUUCUUGUGUUACCUUUUUUUUGAAUGAAAUACAUGGUAAUCUUGUAAUAUGAAAAUUACCUUUUGCGGAAAAUGUUCGAAGGUAGCUUUUGACAAAGUCGUCAGUGGUCAAGUAAAUAUACUGCCAUAAACUAUGCUGGAUGCAAACAUCUUGAUUUAUUGCUGUAAAUUAAUAAUAUUGUAUUCCUUUAUAGUUGGAACAAUUCUGUGAGUUUUCAUUUUUUGCAUAUGUGAUAGUGUCAGCUUUUCUCUUUUCUGUUCUCUACUUCUUCAUCUUCAGUAUACAACAGAAUUCCUACUGAACUUACCGCUUUGUGAACAACUUUAUAACUGCUCGACGCUGGAACAAGUCUGAUGGCAACUGAAGAGACGGCAUGCUAUUUUUCUUCUAUACUGGCUUCAGUGGCAAGUCUAAGGGUGCGGUCCGCUCCUCGCACCAGGGGUGUGUGCAAAGUUGCUCAAACGGAUGCCGAGAGACUUGUGUGCGUUCAAACAGUGUGCUCCUGUCUUGAAAGAGAUGUGUUCGCGCCACAUGUUGGCUGUUCGGUGGAUUUCGCGGGUUCACGCAGCUGAGCCCGAUACGCUGAGAAGGAAUGUUUUGGACUCGAGAGGGUGUUGGAAACAGCACAGAUACAACAGCAGAACAUUUUUCUUGGCUGAAGGUCGAGUCCCCAAUAUGGCCAGGCUGAUUGGUUGUGUUUGUGUUCACUGCUUUGUGCACCGCCUGUGCUUCACGUUUUAGCCAAGCAUCCUGCCUAUGUACUCCCCUGAGCAAAAGUAUAUGAACCAAGAAUUCUGUCAUAAAGCCAAUUUUGUUUCUCCGCCUGUCAAUGUAACUUAAAAUUGGGACUGCAGUCCAAACUUGGCACUGCAAACUUUCCAGUGCACUCGUAAAUUUAAUUUUGUGCGUCUGAAUUACGAAUAAAUUCAGUUUGGCGAUCAUGUGGUCCGUAUGCUUUUGCUCACGGGUUCACAUUAGGUGUCGAGAAACCGACCUUUGCAUUGCCGUUGGCUUUGUAAUGCCAGUGAGCAAAUUUUAUGCAAUUUUAAACUAUCAAUGAGUGUAAAAUUGGAAGCUUGCUCAUGGCUCCUACCCUCCUAUAAAGAAUUGAUUGGAAAGGCAGUGUCCUUGGUUGCUUAUGACUGUCCUUGUCAGGGAUGUCAAGGAUACAAGAAAAAUUGGUCUGUGUUUGUUCAACGCUCCCACUGGCACUACAACAAUUAGCAUGAUCUAUUGAGCCAUGGCUAUAAAGGCUUUGUGUGGCCAUCCAUAAAGCUCGAGUGACAUGAACACAGCCACCGGCCGGUCAUAGAACUGCUGCCAAGAAAACCUCUGCUGCCUUUGGUGACGCGGUAUCUCGUGUGAAAGGUUCUGGACCUUUGCAGUUUCUUUUUUUCUAUUUCUGUUUUCCUCUUCUUGUUUUCAACGAGCUAAAACUGCCACAGAACAACGUGCAGCGAUGAACUCUCGGUGAAGGUAGGGGGGAGGAAGACACACAAGCCAUAGAACCAUGACAAAGCUCAAGUAUGUCGUUGUCAUAUUAUAUACAGUAUUUAUGAGGUAGGCAUAGUUGUACAGAUGAUAACAAAACCUAUGGCUCUCUAUACAUAAUAUAUAAACUAUAUAUAAAUAUAUAAAUAUACAUAUAUAGAUAUAUACAGAAGACACGGAAAGUAUAUACUAUGCGCUACGUACGACACACAAGACAGCUGAAAUGAUGCACUCAAAUAUGUUUCUUUCCAGAUUCUUAGGUCUCUGCAUACGGUGACUUAAGUAGUAGCAUCAACGACCACGCAUGUUAGCGGCGUCUAAUUUUGUCAAAGGUUCUUUUUUUUCCCCACUGUUUUGUAAGACGCACAGUUGCACCACUACCACUUGUUCGCCCAGCACGUAGACAGCCACAUCAAGACAAUUUCAGUCAUUUACACUAAUGGCUCCUGCCGAUCGCAUCCGUCAACACAAAAUUCAAGGAUGCUAGUGCAUGAAUGCCAGGUGAGACACUUUGCGCAAAGCUCCUUUUUUAAGCUGUCAAUUUUAUUUUUAGGCUUCUCUUUCUUUACCUGUUCGCUCUGGUGCCAUGGUGAGCCAGUUGUAAUAUAACUAUGAAUGACGACACUUAUGCCGGCACACUUACAAUCACAAACAUUUGCACACACGCAUGUCUGUCCGAAAGAGGGAGAUAUAUUAAGUAAACAGUAAUUAUCAUUCUAUAAGAAUAAAACGCUCGAGCAUGUCGUCUUUCACUGGCUCUACACAAGGCUCCGUGUCCCCUGGUCGGUUUUGAGAGCCUACUAGCAAUGUGAAUAUGUAGAUAACGCCUUUUAGCCGGUGUGAAAAAUGUUAUGUCAGGGUGCCCAUACCCUCCCGCCUGCCAUCGUCACUGCGACGCCGUCAGCCUUGUUGUAUAACAUUAACGAUGCCUUGCACAUGAUGUACCAGCGUCCGCGUAGAUGGAAGUUGAGCGGUGUAGACAACACAAACUAAUACUGCUUACUUGGUCACCUGCGAAUCCACCCGCAACACUUCAGCAAACACAUGAAGAGUAGUUUUCAGCAGUUGUAUGGAAAAAAGAAAUGUUUGAUGGGAGGUUAUGAAUUCAAUUGUGUGCAGUCAGCACUGAAAAGGUAAGGCUGAUACACGAACCUCCAUUUUCUAAUGCCGGUUGGUGGGCAAUUGACCUAAAUGCCAUGGCAUUAAGUAAUGAAUGAAUCAUUGUGAUGUGUGCCAUGCACAUACAGUAUUUGUAACUGCGUUGUUGACUGGUCAUCGUUAACAAUUUGAUGAAUAUCAGGAUCACAUGUUUACGCGAAAUUAGGGGCUGUUAUGACAUCAGUGCAACGCGUCGUUAUUGUUUGGCUUCAGGAGGAAACAAGAUGCCAUUUUGUCCCAUCAUUUAACACAACAGGGCUCAACAAAACAAGAAUUGUUAUCGUUCCUGUUGGCAUUAUAUGUUAUCAGAACAGUUUACCCUAAAUUAUUUUGCGUUGCUGCGGGAUCAUCGCCCCAUGUUUCAGCCUUGGAGCUGUUGGAUUGACUUGCUUAUGAUGAUAGUUGAAAGCAUCAUACUUAUUAAGACACCUUGUUGUCCCUACUCAGCAAACAGCCGGGCGUGUUUCUUCGUGCACUGUAAUGUGUUUUUAUCAUUGCAGUGAACCAUUUAUUUUCUUUCUUCAAGAAUAAGAAAUAUUGGCUCAAAGUCCUUCAUGUGUUCCACUUGAAUCAGCGAUUUCCUUCUAAAGCUGAAAACGUGCUUGUUUGUUAAUGUUGACGUAGUUACUGACAAUGUUGUAAUGCCGUUUGCUUGUUGAUGUUACCUGUCGUUUUUCACAAUGCUAUUUACUCUACAGCCAACCGCCUCAGGCUUUGAUUGCUUGCACCUGACUUCAUUCUCUGUUCAUUGAGACAGGGGACCCUCCGUUUUGGUGAAUGCGGUUUAAUGGCAGAGCUUAUUGACUAUGCUAAAGUGUCUUUUGCUUUUUGAGUACGUUGAAAGCGUUUUGUGAAUGAUUGCAAAUUGGUUUCCUCUUUCACCCAAAAUACACAACAUAAAACGUUUUAAAGGAUCCUUUUGGCAUAGUAUUAACAAUAUCGUCACGAUAAAAUCAGAUAACAAAACAAAGCAACCUCGUCGUCAAGGAGACCAAACAAAAAUAAUGCAUGUCAUGCUCAAAUAUGAAAAAAAUAUAGGGAUUAAAUCGCACAUAUGUGCUCUCAGGAUAUGUCGUGUUGAAUUUACGACUGCAUUUAUUCUUCAAUCGCAUCAAUUUUACUUAUUUGCAAGCAAGAGCUAUCAAAUUUCUGAGGCAAACAUUUUACAUAGUUGUUAUUCUUAGCAUUGAAGCUUUUUGAUAAACACUUCAGUCAAGCUUUACAAGUCCUGAUCGGCAGCUGAAAAUGCUUCACAACAGAGGACGGUGAACUUUAGGUUUCGUGAUCUUUGAAAAAUGUAAGCCGAAUUCUCAUCAAACAAAAUGAGUUUCUCUGAGGCCCA